CAAUAUGGCAGACGAAGAAGAUCCAUGGGGAGACGACGCCGGUGGUGAUACUGAGGAAGUAGCAGCAGUACCUACUCCAGCCGCUGAAACUCCGAAAGCACCUUCGAAAGCAGGGAGUGUGGUUUCCGAUCAUAAAUCAGAGAGUAUUGGUGUAGCAGGGACCCCAGCGAAAGAAGCAAGCAUUGCCGAGGGUGAAAUAGAGUUUAAAGCCCCCCCACUUCCGCCAGAAGAUGAUGGUUACAGGAAACCAGUUCAGUUGUAUCGACAUUGGGUGAGGCCAAAAUUUCUACAAUACAAAUAUAUGUAUAACUACAGAACCAAUUAUUAUGAUGAUGUAAUUGACUAUAUUGAUAAAAAACAAGUUGGAGUGGCACGUGACAUACCAAGACCACAGACUUGGGCGGAACGUGUUCUUCGUACACGAAAUGUCAGUGGCAGUGGUAUUGAUUCAUUUGAACCAUCAGCGAAGAGGGACAAACAAUUAACUCAAACAUUGGCGGCCUCAAUAAGAACCUACAAUUACCAUACCAAAGCUUAUAUGAACCAGAAGUAUGGUAGUGUUCUUUAGUAUGCGUACGCGUCGCCACUUGAGUAUACAUAUAGAAAUGUUAUAAAAGAUUAAUUCACCUCACAUCAGACACAAAUAUUAGCUUCUAAAAAGCUAUAAUAAUAGCUACUAGGCGUUUGUAUACCUGCGCAUGUUUAUCACGCCUUCCACCCAUACUGCCCGACAGCUAACACUUUGAAGAAGAAAAUAUAAAGUUUUAUAUACUAUUUUUUUUUUAUAGUGUAAUUUCUGUUAAUAUAUAUUAGAGUACAUAUGUAUAAGUAUAUCUAUUUAUAUAUAAAUGUAUAUACAUAUAUUAACAAAACUUACCUUAUAUUACAUACUUAAUAUUUUUAAGACUACUUACAUUAUUUAUAGAUCGGUAAAAGAAUCAAUUUAUAUUUUAAAGCUUAAAUAGAAUACUGUGCAAUAAAUAUAUACAUACAAAAAGCGACACACUAA
Molecule: messenger RNA, 1009 nt
Organism: Drosophila persimilis
Lineage: Eukaryota; Metazoa; Arthropoda; Insecta; Diptera; Drosophilidae
Product: flightin
Exons: 3
Coding region: 5-568 (187 amino acids)
Source: RefSeq, a predicted model, not a curated record